AUGGCGGAGGCGGCUGGCCAGCCCGGCUCUGAGGCGCAGGAGGAGCUGCUGGUGGAGGAAGAAGGCGCGGGGCUCGCCACGCAGUGGAGCGGGGAAGAGGAGGAGGAGGCUGCCCGGGAGCGGAGUCGGCGGGAGCGAGACGGGCAGCAGAAGGACCGGGACCAGGAUGGAGGCAGCCCAGCCCCGGAGCCCCCCGAGCAGGAGACACUGCUGAAGGCCUCGGAGGCCCCAGAACCGGAGGAGGACGAGGGGUUCGGCGACUGGGCCCAGAAGUCGGAGCUGCGGCAGCCCCUGCGGGGAGAGAGCCCGGAGGGCGAGCAGGAGGAGGCCAGGCCCUGUGGACCCCAGGAUGGUGAUGAGCUGUGUCCUGCCAGGGUCUCCCUGGAGGAGCUGCAUCUGCACUCCAACUCCGAGGCCCAGGAGGGGCCAGGGCCGGAGCAGGCAGAGCCCGAGGACCCAGAGGAGACGGGCCGGGGCAGCCCGGGCCCAGCAGAGGAGGCCGAGGAGGCCGAGGAGCACCAACAAUGGCAGCGGCCUGGAGCGCCCAGCCCCUUGCUCCUGGAGGCGACAACCGAGCCGAGCUCGCCUCCCCUCAGCCCCAGCACCAAACUCCUGGACAGAACCGAGUCCCUGAGCCGCUCCAUCCAGAAGAGCAACAGUGUGAAGAGGUCCCAGCCAGCCCUGCCCAUCUCCAAGAUUGAUGACCGGCUGGAGCAGUACACCCAGGCCAUCGAGACUGCUGGCCGGAACGCCAAGCUAACUCGACAGCCCUCCAUCGAGCUGCCCAGCAUGGCCGUGGCAAGCACCAAGAGCCUGUGGGAGUCGGGAGAGGUGCAGGCUCAGGCUGCGGCCAAGAGCCCCUCCUGCAAGGACAUCGUGGCUGGAGACAUGAGCAAGAAAAGCCUCUGGGAGCACAAAGGAGGCUCCAAGACCUCCUCAACCGUUAAGAGCACCCCCUCCGGGAAGAGGUACAAGUUUGUGGCCACCGGACACGGGAAGUACGAGAAGGUGCUGAUGGACGAGGGCUCGGGGCCCUAA
Molecule: messenger RNA, 1038 nt
Organism: Pipistrellus nathusii (Nathusius's pipistrelle)
Lineage: Eukaryota; Metazoa; Chordata; Mammalia; Chiroptera; Vespertilionidae
Source: the annotation of a GenBank genome assembly